Fusarium venenatum is the source of this 2628-nucleotide messenger RNA. Lineage: Eukaryota; Fungi; Ascomycota; Sordariomycetes; Hypocreales; Nectriaceae. The record is from RefSeq and is a predicted model, not a curated record.
AUGACAGAAAAUAACGAUACCCCUACUACCGACGCCUCACAAAGCGAUGUGACGAAAUCAACUGGCACCUCUGAUGCUGAAGACGGUAUCAAGGACAAGCCUAAGGGCGAAAAAACGACCGAAGUUGAAACGAAAGUUGAAAAAUCCACUAAGCCUCUCAAGCUUUCCUGGCCUUCAAGUACAAGCUUGUGGUGCCCUUCCAUUGGACGAUCUCAUGCUCACCUCUGGGACUUCGGCAUCGAUGAAUGUCCAAGUUGUGGACAAUUACUAGACCUGGGAUCACCCGUGGAAAUGCCUGUUAAGGUUGUUGAUCAACGAGCUCCUCCAAAACGACAAUCCAAGGCUAUCCUCCACGCUGUCGAGUACCGAGACAAUGGACACAAUACAAUCGGUAGUGAACCAUGGGAGGGCGAGUUUGAUCUGAACAGUCUUGGUCUGGCGGAUAGUCCAGCUUUUGAGAUCGUCACUGUACUUCUGACUUCAAUCCAGGCCAAUAACCAUCGUCAGGAUUGGGAAGCUGAGAGGCUGAUUGAAUCGAAGAUUUUGAAAAAACCAAACAUAAGAGCAAAGGUUGUCUCGAAACGUCUGACUGUUCACUCAGCCCCACUGUUGGAGAUCCUUAGACGUUACGUUUUCUAUUAUCCUUCAGCGACAGUCGAUUCUACUGCGUUGUGGUUGGAGGAACCCUUCGCCUUGGUUGCUCAUCACUACAAAGAGAUCAAAGCGCACUUAGACGUAAACAAGGGCAAGAUUGUCCAGGAAAGCGUCGAUACGGAAAUUGAAAACAUCAAGAAGGACGAAGAUGAGGAAGUCGUCGGGUUACGACAUCUCAGCUGGCUGCUAGACUUUUUCAAGAAAGCUGUUUUGGACGAUAUGAUCAACGAAGAGAACCGGCACGCAGACGAAUUUUGUACCUUCCGAAUGCUAUGGCUGCUUUACAAGCCGGGCAUGACAGUUUAUCACGAAAUAGACGGUCAUCUAGGUGCAUACGUCUUGCAAUCUGUUGACACAGACCCUGGCAUCUUGUCCAUUGUUCCACCCAUGCGACCAAAGUCGUACACGAUCAAGGUUUGGAGCCUUGACUUUGAUGGAAAGUACGUUGGUCGAGUUGGAAAGACCAUUACCAUCGCCCCGUUCGAAGGAGUGCGACCCAUUAGAUCUUUACAACUUGUACCGUGCCAUAUCAUUGAUCGAGAUGAUGGUGGGAAGUGGAGGAAGAAAUUGGAGGAGAACGGGAAGAAGUGGUAUCAGUUACUUCCUGGAGGUCAGGUUCAUUACUCUGGACCUGUUCUGGGCCCAACAAAGCGCCAGCUUGACGGUCGUGUUUACAUUGACCAUGCGUCAUACACAACCUAUCUGAACGAAAAGCCACCUGGAGAGCUCCCGCAAGGCCGUGAUUACGAUUCAGACAGCAGCUCAUCCUCCUACGAUAGCAGAGAUCGUAUGCGCAGAAGGCUCCCACCUCGAACUGGUCCUAGGCUGGGAUAUGUGAGAGACAUGGGUGGAAAAGGUCUCUCAAAGUGUCAAUGCGAAGAUUGUCGUGGUCUACGACCCCAUCCACCACCUGGGUUUCCUUGGGUUGAUUACGACAUAUUGGAUCCUAAUGUACAGAAGGAUCUCACUAUUUCCAGCGCAGAGGAAGGUCCCGGACAUCGAUAUCUACUUUGUGGACGGCUGUUGAGAGGUUUCGACCUCAAGACAAGAACAUGGGUCCAACUAGACGUCACCUACUGCAACCCGCCGCGUGCCAAUAUAAGGGCUAUCGACACUCUCGUCAUGCCAUCCGAAAGGAAAGACAUGAUCAAGGCGCUCAUACAAACAUUCACGACUAACGAUCUAGACAAGACAAGACAACAAGCGUGGAGAGCCGAUUAUAUAGAGAAUAAGGGUGACGGUAGAAUAUUUCUGCUACACGGAAGUCCUGGAGUUGGAAAGACAUAUACAGCAGAAUGCAUUGCCGAGUACACUGAAAGACCUUUGCUGUCUCUAACCUGCGGAGACAUUGGUACAAACGAAGUCAAGAUGGAAGCCCAACUCUCGAAAUGGUUCCAGCUGGCUGAGAAAUGGGGUGCUGUCAUGUUGAUUGAUGAAGCAGACGUCUAUCUGGAAAGACGCCAAGUCACCGACUUGAAAAGAAACAGUCUCGUUGCUGUCUUCCUCCGUUGCAUAGAAUACUACCGAGGUAUUCUCUUCCUAACCACCAACAGAGUAGGCCAGUUUGAUGAUGCUUUCAUCUCCCGAAUCCACGUCAUCAUACAUUAUGAGAAGCUCAGCGCUGAAGGACAGAAGAAGGUCUGGAUGCAGUUCUUUGACAAGCUUGAUUACGAUCGUGAGGACUUUAAAGUCACCCGCCGAGCCAAGGACUAUAUACUUGAAGAUGGUGCCACCAGUGAAAUAGAGUGGAACGGAAGAGAGAUUAGGAAUGCUUUCCAAACCGCCGUUGCUCUGGCCGAUUACAGGUAUCAGCAGGGCUCUGCGAACCAGAAACAGCCAACUCUUGAUCAACGAGACUUUGAGCAGGUUUGUGAGAUGAUGAAACAAUUCAAGAGUUACUUGGUGAAUGUACAUAAUAUGGAUGAAGGGCAGCGAGCUUUCAAUGCGGGUUCUAGAGCGUUGGCUGAGUUUUAG